AUGACUUUGGAUAGCAGUAUCUCGACCGACGCUUCCACAGAUAUCACGUCGAUAGCCUCAUGGGAUCUCUCUCCAGAAGCCACCACUCCGGCGAGUAAUGGUUCGCGACGCAACACCCACCAAAAGACUCGUACACUGGCUCCCAAUCUGACGCGGCGAUCGCACAAGAAGUCCCGCGGAGGCUGCUUUAGUUGUAAGCAAAGGAAGAUCAAAUGUUCCGAAACAAAACCCGCGUGCGGGAGUUGUUUGAUGAAAGGACUCAGUUGCGUCUAUCCAACAGAGCCGGCAGUACGCAAGUCUAGCAAUUUGCCGCUGAUAAGGCGGAAUCCCACAACUUCCCCAUCUUUUCCAGCUGCCACCUUUUCGAUCCUGGACAUGCGAUUCUUCCAUCACUUUCUCACCAUCGCGUAUCCACACCUGCCAGUUGACAACGACCAUGUCUGGGUCAACGACAUUCCCCAAUUUGCGGAACAGCACGAAUACCUGAUGCAUGCGUUGCUUUCGCUUGGGGCCUCCCACCUCAGUCGCCUCACGUGCGUUGACUAUCGACGAGAAUCUCUGAUUCAUCGCGGUCAGGCUAUUGCUGGCCUCAAUCACGCACUGAGCCAGACGGCGCGUUCUUACGGAGAAGCAGACGCCAUGCUCGCCUCUUGCUACGCCCUUACCUUUCAAGCUUCUUACAUGAGUGAUGGUCUUUCCGAUUUCAUCACCAUGGUCCGAGGAUGCGCCCUUACAACCGAGAAAAUCAAACAAGAGCACUCGCCUACAGCAUUUAACCUGCAACCAGACUGGCACUUCAAAUACAUGGCGCCACGACUGCAGAACUUGCCACCUGUUGACCCGAUCUUGCUACAAGAUGCCUACACAGCCCUUGAGGGAAUUCGACCCUUUUUGACCGGUGGCACUGAGAUAGAUUUUCACGAGGCGCUUGUCGAUGUAAUCACCUCGCUCCAAGCAUCGCCGGCAUCGGGUUACAUACAAUUCAUCGGCGUGUACGGUGUAUGGUAUGAAUUAUGCCACGACGCUUUCAAGACCUUCCUGGACCCAAACAAUCUUGUCGCUCAACUUCUUCUUGCCUAUUUCGUGGGCGUCCAGUUGUUGAUGGUUCCUCUCGCCACACAAGAAUGGCCACAUCGCGCAGAUGUAAGUCGCGUACGCGUGCUGCAGGGCACAGUCGAGUGGGCUCAAGGGAUUUUCCAGAAACUUGAAGACUCUGAGUGGGAUUCGCACCUUGAUUGGCCAAGAAAUGUCAUUGCCACUGUUGUUGCAGAGAUCAAUGGUGAAGUGCUCCAAUUGCCACCUGUCCUGCAGCUUCAUCUGGCCACGCGGGAUAUCACCCCACAGUCGACGAUUCUGACACCCACCUGA
Messenger RNA from Fonsecaea nubica, 1368 nucleotides. RefSeq lists its product as hypothetical. The coding region runs from base 1 to 1368 and encodes 455 amino acids. Lineage: Eukaryota; Fungi; Ascomycota; Eurotiomycetes; Chaetothyriales; Herpotrichiellaceae. Gene Ontology annotation, biological process: regulation of transcription by RNA polymerase II. The transcript has a single exon. Gene Ontology annotation, molecular function: zinc ion binding; DNA-binding transcription activator activity, RNA polymerase II-specific. The record is from RefSeq and is a predicted model, not a curated record.